Molecule: messenger RNA, 851 nt
Organism: Dermacentor andersoni
Lineage: Eukaryota; Metazoa; Arthropoda; Arachnida; Ixodida; Ixodidae
Product: protein TEX261
Biological process (GO): endoplasmic reticulum to Golgi vesicle-mediated transport
Cellular component (GO): endoplasmic reticulum membrane; COPII-coated ER to Golgi transport vesicle; Golgi membrane
Molecular function (GO): COPII receptor activity
Source: RefSeq, a predicted model, not a curated record
UCCAUCCAUCCAUCCGGCGCUACGCUGUAUCGGCGCUCUGCAGCCGACAAGUUUCGUGGGUCAGAAGGACUCGCGUUAUUCGAACGAAAUGCUUUAUUUAUAUUUAUUAAGUUGGGUGGCAACGUUCGUCCAAGUAUGCUUCUCCAUCCUGGCAGUGGCGGCUGGGCUAUAUUACCUUGCCGAGCUUGUGGAAGAGUUUACCGUUACGACUGGAAAGAUAAUUAGGAUACUAAUUCUGGUGACGCUCGCCAUUUACAUCGGGCUGUUUGUUUUUGAAGAUCUUCCCACGACAAUGAUUGGCUGCGGCAUGCUCAGCCAAGUGAUGCAUAUGCUGGUUUUGCGCACUUUCCCUUUUUUCAACCUCUAUUCUGUGCCUUUCUUGUCCGCCUCGGCUCUUGUCAUCCUGAACCACUACCUUGCAUUCAACUACUUUUCUAACAAAGCCUAUACUUUGAGUGAGGUGCUUGCAUACUUCACCCUCUGCCUGUGGCUGGUGCCAUUUGCAUUUGUGGUCUCGCUUAAUGCCAAUGACAGCGUCCUCCCGACUCUUGCAGAACGGAGGCCACUUCUCAGUGAUGACAAUGAUGUCGUCUCAAACUACUUCUCUCAGCGAAACAAGCGCUACAACUUGCUGUCAUUCUUCAACAAGGCCAAAGAGUCCGUCUUGCCUCAGCGUGUCAAGAAAGUGUUUUGAACAUCCCGGUAAUGAGGCUGAGUGUUCUUCACCUGUGUCCUCCCUUGAGACAUGCAGAGUGAUCUUUAUGUAAAUAUGCACAUCAAGACUGUUGGUAUUUGUGCCUGUGUGUGUGCAGCUUUUAUUUGUAAGUAGGAAAAUAAAACCUUGACAGUGA